CCCCGCGCCCGCCGGGCCCUGCGCGCCCGGCUGCGCCCCCGGCCCCGCGCCGCUUCCACCUGCUGCUGAUGUUCACCAAGGCGGCGCGCAGCCCGGCGCUGCAGGCGCGGGGCCAGGCUGCGCUGCGCUCCCUGCUGCGCCACGCGAGCUUCGAGCCCGGCCAGGUGCUGCACCUGCACUUCGUGAGCGAGCCGCCCAGCCGCGAGAUCGCCCGGGGGCUGCUGCGCCCGCUGCUGCCGGGGCUCCCCUUCCAGUGCCAGGUAAUAUUCCAUGACGUGGACGUGCUGACAGAACAGCUGUUUCCAGUAGUGGAGGCCAUGCAGAAACACUUCAGUGCUGGCUCCGGGUCCUACUACAGCGACUCCAUCUUCUUCCUGUCGGUGGCCAUGCACCGCAUCAUGCCCACAGAGAUAGAACGGAUAAUCCAGCUGGACUUGGACCUGAAGUACAAGACCAACAUCCGAGAGCUGUUCGAGGAGUUUGACCAUUUCCUGCAAGGAGCCGUCAUUGGGAUAGCCAGAGAGAUGCAGCCUGUCUACAGGCACACGUUCUGGCAGUUCCGGCGUGAGAACCCCCAGACCAAGGUGGGCGAACCCCCUCCUGACGGCCUGCCUGGCUUUAACAGCGGGGUCAUGCUGCUCAACCUGGAAGCCAUGCGCCAGUCCCAGCUCUACAACCAGUUGCUGGAGCCAGACAUGGUGCGGCAGCUCACGGAGAAGUACCACUUCAAGGGCCACCUGGGGGACCAGGACUUCUUCACAAUGAUUGGCAUGGAGCACCCCGAGCUGUUCCACGUGCUGGACUGCACCUGGAACCGGCAGCUUUGCUCCUGGUGGAGGGAGCACGGGUACAGCGACGUGUUCGAUCAGUACUUCCGGUGCGAGGGCCAAGUCAGAAUCUACCACGGGAACUGCAACACGCCGAUCCCCGAGGACUAGGCCGCCCGUCGCUCCGCAGGGUGAUGGGAGCAGCAGCUCGUGAAGUGUGUGCACCAGUGCCCCAUGCAAAGGUGUCCCCACCCCAUUGUGCGCUGAGCUCCCGUGCCUCACUCCAGCUGUUCCAGGAACAUUCCAAGGCCUCUCACCUCAGGGAGGAAGUGCAGUCUAGUGGUUAAACCAAGGCACCUGGGUUCUGCUCCCAACUCAGACACUGACAUGGCUACGUGAGGUUGGGCAAAGCAUGUCGCUCCUCCAUGCCACAGUUUCCCUACUUGUAAAAUGGGGCUAAUAAUAUUUACCCUCCUCCCACUGUGCUGUGAGGCUCAAUUAGUUAGAGUGGUGAAAGCCCCUACAUACAUGCAAAGUAUGCCGGGUCAGUGCAACGGCCCGCAGCACCGCCUGCCCUCACGUCCUGGGUGCGCCGCCCUGUGGGAUAGGGAUAGCACCUCAUUUGAUACUGACAGCGUCAAUGGUUGCACAGUGUUCAUGAGCAUUGCAUUGUUCUUUACGGUAGCCUACAUCAGGGACCAUCACUCGGUGACCUAUUUCUAUGUCUAAUGCAGGGCGAGAAGAUGCCGUCUCCAGCCUGGCCUCAUUUAGAAUAAAAGCCAAACGAGACUUUGGAAAGACUGAUUUGUGCUGAUGAAAUUACAAAGCUGCAUUAACACUGGGUUACUCCUGGACCAAAAUUGAAUCCAAAUGAGCUUUAAAGCCUUCCCUUGGUUCUUCCUAGUGCUAAAAGCUUUACUGCUGUUCUCAUCUUAGAACCAUGCAGAGUGUGGACGAGUGUGUUCUUUUUUACUAGCUCUUCCAUUAACCUUUUAUGCUAGAAUAAAGGUGCAGAUGUAAAACA
This is a messenger RNA of Terrapene triunguis (Three-toed box turtle), 1791 nucleotides long. RefSeq names its product xyloside xylosyltransferase 1 (gene XXYLT1). The coding region runs from base 69 to 938 and encodes 289 amino acids. NCBI's taxonomy places the organism in Eukaryota, Metazoa, Chordata, Testudines, Emydidae. Gene Ontology annotation, molecular function: UDP-xylosyltransferase activity. The record is from RefSeq and is a predicted model, not a curated record. The transcript has 4 exons.